Acanthamoeba castellanii str. Neff is the source of this 2088-nucleotide messenger RNA. Its product is annotated as ankyrin repeat and zinc finger domain protein, putative. The transcript has 9 exons. The record is from RefSeq and is a predicted model, not a curated record. The coding region runs from base 1 to 2088 and encodes 695 amino acids. NCBI's taxonomy places the organism in Eukaryota, Discosea, Longamoebia, Acanthamoebidae. Gene Ontology annotation, molecular function: zinc ion binding; nucleic acid binding; protein binding.
AUGGAGGAGGCAAAGGAGAAGGGGCUCACCUGCCGCACCUGCGAUCAAUUCUUCUCCUCGCUUGAAGCCCAGCAGGCUCACUUCAAGGGCGAGUGGCACCUCUUCAACCUCCAACGCAUGCUGGUCGACCAGGCGAGGGUCGAUGAGGCCACCUUCACCGCGCUACGCGACGAAUCUCUCCUCCAGCAAUCCGUGGAGGGCGAAGACGAAGACGAUGCAGAGUAUGGAAACGCGAGUAGUGACAGCAGCAGCGAAGACGAAGAUGGAGCCGCCAGCAACCAGUCUCGGAGGAACAGGCCCGAGAAGGGACCACGGAUGCGGGUCACCACGAGCGAUGGUCGUGUGAUCAGCUUCUGGCGUGCCAUUCUGCCUUCACGCGACUUGGAGGACGGCUACUUCAGUCUCACCGCCAGCCAGGAGCAGGGCAGCCCGCAGCUGCAGGAGGUGGUGCGCGGGCUGGGCGAUGCGACUUCGCGGGUGUGGGUGUACCUCAUGUGCAGCGGCGGCUACUUUGCCGGCUCUGUCUUUGAUGGCAACAAGGUCAUCGCUCACAAGACGUACCGUCGGUACACGGUGCGCCGGAAGCAGGGCGGCAGUCAGUCUUCGCGCGACGCCCAGGGCAACAAACCCAAGUCGGCCGGAGCGUUCAUGCGACGCUACCACGAGGCCCAAUUGCAGCGGGAAAUAAGAGAGCUGCUAGCUAAGUGGAAGCCCUAUUUUGACGCCAGUGCUCUCGUGUUCUACUACCUGCCCGGCGGCGGCAUCAAUCGUCACAUGUUCUUCUACGAGGGCAGUCCUCUGGGCACCAAGAAGGGACGGGGUCGGGGUGCGAAUCCUAAGCUGCGGUCAAUUCCGUUCCCCAUUGAGCGGCCGUCGGUCACCGCCAUUCAGAAGGCGCACGAGAUCCUGUCCACCAUCGAAAUCGAAGACGAAGAGCAGCACGACCCCGUCGUCGAACCGGUGCUCCCGCAGGCGACAACGCCCGCCAGGCCCUCCCCGGAGACCGAUACAACCAGCGGGGUGGAGCAAGUGGACCACCGACCACUCGCUCAUAGCCAAGAAGGGCGAAGCGACGAGGAAAGGAAAGAGGAAGAGCAAAGAGCGGAAGCGGAGAUCAUCGACGCCGUGCGCGCCAACGAUGCCCGCCUUAUCGAAGAGCUUUUUGAACGCGUCGCUGACACCGACCUGCUGAUCGGUGCCGGAUCGAGCGAUCUCACCCCGCUCUACGUCGCAUGCGAGCUGGCCAACGCCGAUCUCGUAAACCUGCUUCUGAAGAAGGGACAACCCAUCAACACUCGGAUACCCGGCUAUCACUACUGGACGGUGCUGCACCGAGCGAGCGCCGACGGGAACAUCAAGCUGGUGAAUCUCCUCUUGGCCAACGGCGCCGAUCCCACCAUCCGAGGCCUCAUCAGCAAGACCCCCUACGACCUAGCGCCCAACAAGGAUACUCGCAACGCCUUCCGACGGUUUGCUGGAGACAAUCCAACGCUGUGGGACUACGACGAGGCCAAGGUGCCGCCGCUCACGAAGGAGAUGGAGGUCGAGGGCCGCAAGAAGGAGCUGGAGAAGAAGAAGAAGCGAAAGGACGCCCUCAAGGCCCGCAAGGCCCGCGAACGCGAGGAGGAGGAGGCCCGCAAGCGGCAGCAGGACGAGCGGCGCAAGGCCAAGAAGCGACGCGAGCAGGAGGAGCGCGAGCGCAAGCGCAAGGCCGAAGAGGAGGAGCGCGAGCGCAAGCGUAAGGCUCAGCAGGAGGAGGACGAGGCCGACGAGGAGCUCCAGCGCGCCAUCCAGCUCUCCCUCACCCUCGGCACCUCCACCGACGACGCCACCACGCCAACAUCCACAUCAUCAACCACGCCAAUGCCAACCAAGACGACAGCACCACCAUCAACGGCGUCGUCAACACCGUCGGCAUCAUCAUCAACGCCAACGGCUUCGUCGGCGGCGAAGGCGAGCGGCGGCGGGCCGGAGUGCGACCUGUGCCAUAAGCGGAUGGGGGAGAAGGCGGUGCCGUUCUAUCGGCUGAGCUUCAAGUACUGCUCGACCAAGUGCGUACAGGAGCACCGCAAGCAGCUGGGCAGGUGA